This is a messenger RNA of Vitis riparia (riverbank grape), 552 nucleotides long. Its product is annotated as stigma-specific STIG1-like protein 4. The coding region runs from base 1 to 552 and encodes 183 amino acids. NCBI's taxonomy places the organism in Eukaryota, Viridiplantae, Streptophyta, Magnoliopsida, Vitales, Vitaceae. The record is from RefSeq and is a predicted model, not a curated record. The transcript has a single exon.
AUGCGACCACUUGACGCCCGAAUCGCCAUUUCAAUCCUACAAUUACUUCUACUACUACUGGUUGUGAUUGUGGGAGCGGACCCAACACCAAAAGUUGUUCAAAAAAAUGGCACUAAGAGGUCAUUGUCGUCGCCAUGGCUGAGGAGGGUGAUCAACCCAAGAGCCGCAGGGUGCUGGAACAGGCCAUGGAUAUGCAAUGAAGGGCAGUUCCCACCAAGAAUCAAGAAGCUGUGCUGUAGAAACCAGUGUGUGGAUGUCACCUCCGAUGUUUACAAUUGUGGCUUGUGUGGGAUCAGGUGUCCAUUUACUUGGCAAUGCUGCCGAGGCAUCUGCAUUAAUACUAAUAUAAAUCCAUUUCAUUGUGGCAAGUGUGAGCACAAAUGCCCCUUUGGGAGCUUCUGUGUAUAUGGAAUGUGUGGAUAUGCUCAGCCACUGCCCCCAUUUCCUUUUCCUCCUAAACCACCAAAGCCCCCGUUCCCCCCUAAGCCAUUCCCACCUAAGCCCUUCCCUCCUCAUCCUCCGAAGGGUGUGCAGGCGCCUACAAUGGCUUGA